Molecule: messenger RNA, 1387 nt
Organism: Vigna unguiculata (cowpea)
Lineage: Eukaryota; Viridiplantae; Streptophyta; Magnoliopsida; Fabales; Fabaceae
Product: putative WRKY transcription factor 47
Biological process (GO): regulation of DNA-templated transcription
Molecular function (GO): sequence-specific DNA binding; DNA-binding transcription factor activity
Source: RefSeq, a predicted model, not a curated record
AGUUUAUAUAUAUACGAAGGUUGAAUCCACUUUAUAUCAAUCUUUGCUUCAUAACUCAGAUUCCAAUACUCUUAUAUCAACUCUCACCUGCAACUCAAACCAUAAAAUCCCCUGAAACAUAUGCAUAUCUCAGUAACUAUCACUGCCAUAAACUCUACAUAAAUGGAGGACAAUUUUGCAUUCAAAAAAUUGCUGCAAGAUCACAAAAAACCAUGUGUUAGUACCACAGAUGCACUCAACUGGAAUCAGGAAUCAUCCAUUAGAAACACUCUAGGAUCUACUCUUCUUGGUUUGAGUCUGAAUAACUUGGAGCUUCCGAAAAAUCUUGAGCAAGAGCCUCUGAACCAAUUGGGAUUGUUGCAAGUUGAGCUGGAGGAGGUGAAGAAGGAGAAUCAAAAUUUAAGGUCAAUGCUUAAUGAGAUCAGUGAACACUACGCUGCUCUUCAGAAUCAGUUAUUGUUGGCGAUGCAGCAAAAGAAACUAUCUUCAUCACCUCCCAAUAAUGAGGACAUGCAGAAGGAUAGCAGGCAAGAUAACGUGAAGAAGCCAUGGCAGUUCUUACACACUGGUAAAAUGAAUAACCAAGUAACAGCAGAAGAAGCAAAAAUCAUAGAAGAUCAGGCAUUUGAGGCUUCUUGCAAGAAAGCUAGAGUGUCUGUAAGAGCACGAUCAGAAUCUAUGAAGGGUGAUGGUUGUCAAUGGAGAAAAUAUGGACAAAAGAUAUCAAAGGGUAACCCUUGUCCUCGGGCCUACUAUCGUUGCAACAUGGGAACAACAUGUCCAGUUCGCAAACAGGUUCAGAGGUGUGCUUCGGAUGAAAGUGUUGUGAUCACAACCUACGAGGGGACUCAUAAUCAUUCACUCCCUCCACCAGCCAGAUCCAUGGCUUCCACAACAUCAGCAGCACUGAGCAUGUUCCUUUCUGGCUCAACCACUACUUCAAAUCAUCAACUCUUCUCUUCUACCUACUAUCCAUCUGCAUCAUCAUGUCCCACUGUAACACUCGACUUAACCCACCCCACUAAGAACAACCUCAACCAUUCUCAAACUUUCCCUCUUUCACUCAACGGUUACCCUCAGCAGUGUGAGGGAUUAGCCUCAGAGAAAGACCUUCCCUUGGUCCAUGUUCUUAGUGCUGCCAUCACCAGGGAUCCUUCUAUUAGGGCAGCAUUAGAAGCAGCCGUUUCCUCUAUGAUUGCAGAUUCUCAGAACACCAGUAGCCAUGCCCAACUUAGUACCACUCCUUAUCACCCUUCUUCUUAGAUGUCUGCUCAAGUUUUCACACAUCAAGAUCAACAUGUGUUUAUGUAUCGUAAGUGUAAUAAUAUCAAUCUUUUCUGCUAUGUCUGGCAAAUAAUCAUAUUUCAAUGUUCAAGUCUAUGUUUUG